Eimeria mitis is the source of this 1998-nucleotide messenger RNA. RefSeq lists its product as uncharacterized. Bases 1 to 1998 code for a protein of 665 amino acids. The record is from RefSeq and is a predicted model, not a curated record. The transcript is spliced from 11 exons. NCBI's taxonomy places the organism in Eukaryota, Apicomplexa, Conoidasida, Eucoccidiorida, Eimeriidae.
AUGCAGGCCCUCACCCGCCUCUCCUUCUUUCCUCUCCCAGUUAUCCAGUUAUGGUGCAGCAGCGUAGAAGGGGAGAUGAAUUUGCUGCGGAGUGUGAGGGACGCGAUGACCUGCGUAUUUCCUCUGUCUCUUGCGGUGUACAUACACCCCGUUUUGUUUUCUCGUGCUUUUAGAUUUGUUGAGAGCAGAUACAGCAGAGACAAACCAAGAAAUGGACUGCUAGCAUCUGACAGACACCUCGAGCCUCUCUUUCUCUCACAUCUCUGCUGGGCAUUCCUCGUUGCAGAGAUGCACCGCAGGCCCUUCUUCUUGACUCUCUUAGACAGAGCCCUGGCUCUCUCUCCCCCCCCUACACCGCAGCUGUCUCCUCCUACACCCCAGCUGUCUCCUCCUGCCGCUCAGGUGUCUCCUCUUGCAGCUGCAUGCAAGGAAUCUAUUGCAGAGGAGACACCCCAGUUUGUCUCUGCCUCAGUAGCUGGUGAUGAGGACUUCACUCAGCAGGAGACUCUGCUGCAACAGCAGGAGACUGUGCUGCAGCAGCAGGAGACUCUGCCACUGCAGCAGGGGGAGACUCUGCUGCAGCAGCAGCAGAGUCUGCUGCAGAAGCAGGAGACUCUGCUGCAGCAGCAAGACAACCGGGGUUGUGGGGUCCUGGUUGUCUUCAUCGACGCUCAGGAGUGGCAGCACGCGAAGGAGACGCAGCAGCAGGUGUCUCUGCUGCGCAGCAACUGUUUAGCGUUCGGAUUGCUGCUGUCUGCUGCAGCCUUUUCAGACUCAGCUGCAGCAGCAGCAGAAUCUGAAGAAGCUGCAGCAUCUCGCUGCUACAGCAGCAGAGAUCAUCUUUGGGGGGCCCGGCGCCCUGGCGUCUGCGGGACGUUGCUGCACCAGCAGCAGCAGCAGCUGCUGCUGCUGCUGCUGCUCCUGCUGCUGAUGCUGCUGCUGCUGGUAACGCCUCGUGUGGGUCACCUGCAGCAGCAGGAGACUCUGCUGCAACAGCAGGAGAAUGUGCUGCAGCAGGGGGAGAGUCUGCCGCUGCAGCAGGGGGAGACUCUGCUGCAGCAGCAGCAGAGUCUGCUGCAGCAGCAGGAGACUCUGCUGCAGCAGCAAGACAACCGGGGUUGUGGGGUCCUGGAGGCGUGUCUAGACUAUCGCGUGGGGGGUGGUGUUUCCUCUGCUUCUUCUUCUUCUGCAUUUGGCUGUCAGUGGCCUCUCUCUGAAGUUUGCUUAUGGGUACGGGGGGCCCCCCUCGUGCUGCAGGCUGAGGCAGAGGGUCUGCGUACUGCUGCGGGGGCCCCCAAUAGUCGCCGCAAUUUCAAUACUGGAUAUAAAUAUUUGCUGCUGAGGGCAUUCAGAGCCAUGGGGAUAAUGAGGGUAAGAAAAUACACGCAGCAGCAGCAGCAGCAGCAGCAGGUGGCUGAUGCUGCUGAUGAUGCUGCUGCUGCUGAUGAUGAUGAUUUGCUUCCUAGGACACACAUACGUGCUGCUGCGGACUGCUGCAGCAGCAGCACGUGGGGCUUGCUGCUGCUUGGUACAGCAGCAGCACGUGAACGUUGCUGGGGCCGGCUGCAGCAGGAGCAAAUUGGUGUUGCUGCUGCCUGCUGCGGCAGGGACACAUGGACGGUGCUGCUGAACAUACGUGCUGAUGCUGCAGCAGGAGCCCUGCAUGCAGUGUGCAACCAGCUCUCUGCUGCUGCAUAUGAUGCUGCAUCUUCUGCUGCAUUUGUUUCUGUGGCUUGUGCUGCAUCCGUCGCUGCAUUUGCUUCUUUGUCUGCUGCUGCAUCUGCUGCUGCAUCUGCUGCUACUGCUGUUGCUGCAGGUGGUCUUCAUCGACGCUCAGGAGUGGCAGCACGCGAAGGAGACGCAGCAGCAGGUGUCUCUGCUGCGCAGAAAACUCAGCUGCAGCAGCAGCAGAAUCUGAAGAAGCUGCAGCAUCUCGCUGCUACAGCAGCAGAGAUCAUCUUAGGCGCUCUGCCAGGGAUACGAGCUGCACUGCUGUAG